CGCGCUGUCACGUCUUCACUUACAACUGUACUUACUUUACCUUGCCAUGGUCUCGCCCCCCUCCUCACAUCGAAACCUUCAAGAAUGUGAGAUGACCCGCAAUCAACGAGGUCUAGUAGAAACGUGUUUUGAGGAGGGUCAAUACGAGUCUGGCAUCGCGGUGCUCGAACAACUAAGAUCCGAAAACUUUAAGCCACCCGUGUCUCUCAUCCGUCAACUCUUCUACAUCGCAUUGUACCCCCCACCCCCAUCCCUCCAUUGUGGGGAAGAGCGCGAUCUCGAUCCCGCUUCGCCAUCAAAAGGCUCUCCUACAAAGCAGAAACAUCAGGCACCAAAAAUGACAUUUGCUCCUUCAGUCAGUGCAUCGGAAGCCGCGCAGCGCUUGUUAUUAUCCUUUGUUAGAACAAAUACACCUGCAUCUCUUUUUCAGGCUUUGCCACAACCGCGUAUUAAUGGCAGAAGCAGCGAAUUACCAUUCGAUGGUGGUGAUCAUGACUCUGUUGUAGCAAAGGAGUCCUUGUGCAUUAAGGACGCGAAGAACUGCUGGGCAAUACUCAAGGAAGGUUUCGUGUCGCGAAUAAAGAACUCUCCACCGUCCCUACUGGCAGGGAAGAGGAAACGCGGCAAACACAUCAUUGAUACUGAAGAGUGUGUCGAGGAGAAUCGCGGUAAUUCAAUCCUCGCUCCUGUUGCAGAGCACGCUUGGUUAGUCUUGCGGUGGCUGGUUGAGCUCUUUCAGCGGGAUGAAUCUUUGUCAUCUGGAGAUGUUUUAGCGAAGCAUUCACCAUUAUUGUUGUUGCAGAUUCCCCCGCCGAGAAGCGGUACUGGUUCUCGGUGGGAAGCUGAUGCACCUCUAGACAUCGUAUUCUACUGUCUUUCGCAAAGUCAACCGCAGCAACGGCAGCUGGGUCUCGACCUGAUGACGCUGCUCAUCGGUGUCUGUCUAACAGCAGAAUUUGACUUCCAAAUGUUUCUGGAGCAAGUCACGUCACGACUAUAUUCAGCCUCCCCAGAAAUUGUCCAGACUUUCAUGUCAGGCUUGCAUCUGUCACAUUCAGCGCAACUGUUCAAACUGGCGCUCUGCCGCAAAUUCCUCUCCGAUGAAUCAGGCGGGAAAAACACAUCCACCCGUCGCCCAAAGCCACAAGCACGAGCUGUGAGAGCAGCGCGAGGCAUUGCCCCUGUGAGGGAGGAGAACCUAUCAUCUUCCAGUGCAAACGAUUCGUCUGCCUCUUUUUCCGCUAGCAAGAUUUCUAUGCCUCCUACCGGCGAUGUCGUCCACCUUCUUACAGGGACCAAGGGACGCAGUUCAAGCCCUGCGAUUUUAAUCGUGAAGAAGGAACUUCUGAUCUCGUACGCCUACCUGCAGCAGAUCGCGGAACAACGUGACGUGGAAUGGCAGCAAUUAGCAACAGGAGGGCGUCUCGAGGACCUAGUCAACUCAGUAUUUGGCGGAGAGAGCUAUGCCCAGCAAGACAGGGAUGCUCUAAUUAGUCUUGUGAGAGUCUGGGCCAUGAAUUGAUACUUGCAUUUCAUCCUUAUGUGGUAAGGCGAUAUCUUGUGAGAUCUUCCUGCUGUUAUGACAUUGUAAAAUUACUCAAACCAGUAAUAAGAUGAUGUACACCUCCCAUGACGAUGCUUAAUACUAUGAAUGCAGAUAGAUUGUGG
This is a messenger RNA of Suillus paluster, 1668 nucleotides long. RefSeq lists its product as uncharacterized. The transcript is spliced from 4 exons. The coding region runs from base 47 to 1522 and encodes 491 amino acids. NCBI's taxonomy places the organism in Eukaryota, Fungi, Basidiomycota, Agaricomycetes, Boletales, Suillaceae. The record is from RefSeq and is a predicted model, not a curated record.